AAAAAAAAAAAAAAACAAUUUGAUGAUGCCCGUGUUGCCCAGGUGUUAAUCUAGCCCAAAGCGGCACCGCCGGUCCGUCGCGCCUUUUAUCCUCUUCGCAUAUCAUCUGUUCUUCUGCAAGAUGCGUAACACGCAGUACCUGAAUUAGCGUACUUCCAUUAUUUUCUCUCUCUGAAAUUUCUCUGUAAAAUAAUGGCGUACUCUUCAUUGAGGCGUAUUCUGCAUCAUAUAGCAUCUGUAGAUAAGGACAUGGUAAAGAAACAGGAAUCAUAUGGAAGACUUGUAUAUGGCACUCUUACCAGGUUUCGAUCACAAUCAUCAAAGACUGAAACUGAAGGUUCAAAUGAGACGCCAAGGAGGCCUGAGCUCAUUGAUAGGAAAGAUUUCGAUCCUGUAGUUGCAAAGUACAGCUCUGAUGAUGAUGAAGUGAAUGAUAAUAAACGGAAGUUGGAACUUGCAUGGCUUACAAAGGCACUUGAACCUGCACUACAGUUUUGUAGGUGGGCUUUCCCAGCAGGUAAUGGUUCUGAAAGUAAUCCCCCACCCACGAGUCGUUCAAUUUCUGAGAUCAUUGCUAGUAUCCAGAGGAGUAAGAUUGGAAUACAAGAUUGGAGUCUGGGUGAUCUCACACUUGGACUGUAUCUUAUGUAUCUUCGUCAAGCAUCCUCAAGUCCACAUGAAGAUGUCAAGGGUGUUCAAGUUACCUCAGAAUCCGUGAUACAAGACCUCAUUUAUCACUUGGAAUUAGCACGGGGAUGUUAUAGAGACACAGCUGCCGGUCUUGCCAAACAAAGCAUGCUUCGAGAAAGCAACAUCCUAAAAUUUAUUAGGAAUUCUAGUGUGAUGAGACCUGGGUAUUAUAUCGGUAUUGAUCCCCGCAGAAAACUUGUAAUUCUUGGUAUCCGUGGAACUCAUACAGUAUAUGACCUUGUAACUGAUAUUGUGUCAACAAGUGAUGGGGAUGUUACCUUUGAUGGUUUUUCAACCCACUUUGGUACUGCUGAAGCUGCUCGUUGGUUUCUAAAUCAUGAACUGGGGACCAUAAAGAAGUGCUUGCAUCAACAUGAGGGUUUCAGGUUACGGUUGGUGGGACAUUCUCUUGGAGCUUCUACAGCUUCUUUGUUGGCAAUGAUGCUUCGUAAAAAAUCUGCUACAGAACUGGGUUUCGACCCCAAUAUUGUAACUGCUGUUGGAAUUGCUACUCCUCCUUGUGUGUCCAAAGAACUUGCUGAAAGUUGCUGUGACUAUGUUACCACUGUUGUGAUGCAGGAUGAUAUUGUUCCUCGCUUAAGUGUCGCUUCUUUGGCAAGACUGAGGAAUGAAAUUAUUCAGACUGACUGGACAAGUGUCUUGGAGAAGGAAGAUUGGAAAAAUGUUCUUGAUUUCCUCGCAAAUGCAAAACAGGUCAUGUCUUCAGUACAAGAUGUAGCUCGGAAAGUGGCUGACUAUGCUAAUUUCAGAAGCAUCAAGGACAAUCGCUCUGAAAUUUCAAGAAGCGAGGACUCACGUGCUGGAGCUGAUAUUCCCCCACGAAUCCCUAAGCCAACUCCUGUCAGCAGGAACAAAGUAAAUGCAACCACUUUGAUGCAUGAAGAGUUGUUUGUUCCUGGAACUGUGUAUUAUCUAAAGAGAAAUUCUGAUACUCGAAGCAGCAGCAGCAAGGGAAGCAAAGCAAAAGACUACUUCACACUCUGGAAGUGGCAACCUGGGCAACAUUUCCAGACAGUUUUACUCUCGAGCAACAUGAUUGUGGAUCACAAAUGCGAAAGCCACUAUUACGCUCUUAGAGAUGUUAUCAAAGGCUUGCCUAGAUCAUCUAGUGAUGAAGGUAUUUUUUGACUUCUCAAAAUCUGGGUGAAAUAUUUGUCAUAACCUCAUGUAAAUAGUUGUUGCCACUGUAUAGUAACUACUUAGAUUCAAUAAUUUUCAGUUUGGGGGAACUUUGAUUAGAAAGACCAUCAUUUCUUGUGGUUAAAUUUUGAUUUUUAACUGCCUAUAGUCAAGAUAGGGUAUUCAUGGAAAAAAGUUGUAUUGCUUUCUUCAAAAAAUAAAAUACUAAUUAAGGUUUUGUAGAAGUAAAGUUGUGUACAUUUAGGCAUGUUUUGCCAUUUAGAUGGUGGUGGGUAGGUUUUCCCAUCUUUUUUAUCAGUACUGUAGUUUUUGCAUACUUUAUCCUUGACUCCUUAUGGUUAAGAUUAGUGGAAAAAUUUACUUUUCUGUAAAAUUAGGAAAGUGCACCCACUGUUUACACUGUAACUCUGCCCUUUUGGCUUUUCACAUUUACAAGUGACAUUCCCUCA
This is a messenger RNA of Beta vulgaris subsp. vulgaris (sugar beet), 2300 nucleotides long. RefSeq lists its product as uncharacterized. The transcript is spliced from 8 exons. Gene Ontology annotation, biological process: lipid metabolic process. The record is from RefSeq and is a predicted model, not a curated record. Lineage: Eukaryota; Viridiplantae; Streptophyta; Magnoliopsida; Caryophyllales; Amaranthaceae. Bases 193 to 1839 code for a protein of 548 amino acids.